This is a messenger RNA of Nicotiana tabacum (common tobacco), 1818 nucleotides long. RefSeq lists its product as uncharacterized. Gene Ontology annotation, molecular function: ubiquitin protein ligase activity. The record is from RefSeq and is a predicted model, not a curated record. Gene Ontology annotation, biological process: ubiquitin-dependent protein catabolic process. Lineage: Eukaryota; Viridiplantae; Streptophyta; Magnoliopsida; Solanales; Solanaceae. Gene Ontology annotation, cellular component: endoplasmic reticulum.
CNGGAUGGCGGCCAUUUCAAGGAAUUUUCUUCCUUCAGAUUGCUGGAUUUUAUCCAUCUUGCAGACUCGACUGCUUUCUCCUUCUGAAAAAGGGUAUCUUGGAAAUUAAGCGGUAACUAACAGUAGGGGACUAAACUGGAAUUUCUGAUAAUCUGAUGAUGGAUGAUGAUAUGGGGAUGGAUCUGGAUUUGAACCAACAACCUUCGGACCCACCUUCGGGUUCACCUUUAGGAUUAGUGUCUUUGUUAAAUGAUUUAGAAACUGCUCACACUAGGAUUGAGGAGAGAAUUAGGCAUCUUGAGGCUGUCACUGCUAGAGCUUUGCAGCGCCAUAGGCGGCGUCAGGCUCGCACUACCAUUGAUACUUCUGGUAAUGUGGAUAGUGAGAUGCAAGUUCAGAACAGCGACAGUGUUUUAGAUGUGGCGGAAAGGACUGUGGAGCGGGGAUGCAAAAGGGAUAGUUCCCAUUUGGUAGCAAAGGCAUUAGAGAUGGAUUUAGUGGUUAAUAAGGUAGAUGAUGAUGGUGGAAGUUUUUUUGACUGUAAUAUAUGCUUGGAUAUGGCGAAAGAACCUAUCUUGACUUGUUGCGGCCACCUAUAUUGCUGGCCGUGCUUUUAUCAGUUACCUUAUGUUGAUUCAACUACAAAGGAAUGCCCUGUAUGCAAAGGAGAGGUUGCAGAUGGAAAUGUUACUCCAGUUUAUGGUAAUGGAGAUGGUGAAAGCAUCACGGAACUGGAGUCUGGUUUGAAAAUACCGCCAAGGCCGAAGGCACGUCGAGUAGAGAGUGUUAGACAGCAGCGUGUGACUCGAGGUUUGUCUCACAUCCCGGUUGCAGAAGCACUAAGAAGAAUUAGAACUAGUAUUGGAUUGGGGCAUCAAGCGCAGCGACAGGAUGCUGGUGGAGUUAAUUUGAAUUUUGUGAGAAGCUCUCAUGUGUUGCAAACUGCUGAUACCUUAAGCAGCCGGAGACUACGUUCCCGUCUUAUCUCGAGGGUGUUGUCAGAAGGCGCUGCUUCUCUUUCAUCAGAGUUAGAUAAUGCACAACGGAUGUUUGAAGACCUUGCAGCAUCACUCACUGAUCGGCUUCUCCAAAGAAGUAAUGGAGAUGCCGUUCAUGGAGCGACAGAUGAUGGUGAUUCUUUCAGAAGAGAUGCUGCUUUCAUACAGUCAGAUAUUCGGACUCUGGAUGCAGUAGCAGGGACAAGUUCCGCUACAUCCAUUCCCUCCUCUUCUCAAGCAAAUGAAGUCUCUGACACUGUUGUUCAGCUGGAAAACCUUACAACUGAUACUCGCAAUCUGCCUGUGGGUCGAUCUUCCUUGGCUUCCAGGAGAAGAAGCAUUUUGUCGAGGCUUUCUGAUGUAGAUAGCGCACUUUUCCGCGAACCUAGAAGGAGAAGAUUGAAUUGAUGGCCUUUGAAUGAAUAAGGUAUAGUUUCCCAGUUCUUCUCUCAGCUCAAUUAAGUCCUUGCCAAUGCUUAUCACUUUCACGCCAUGGUGUUUAUUUGCCAACUCUAACGCAACUCGGAUAGAAACAGUUCCCAAAUAUAGACAAGAAUCAGUGUUGCCCCUGACUUCAGUUGGAAGAUUAUAUGCACAAUAUCUUUAGCUGCUUCUAGUUUUGGGAUUCACUAUAAUGGUGGAAUUUCUUGAUAUGAGGCUUUCUCAACAAUAAGCUACUGCUGCUGCAUGUAUUAGGUACUUUGGUUAAGAACCAGUAUAAAUUCUAUCUGCUUGUUCUCUGUGUUUGAUCAUAGUUCAUAAUGUACAAUGAAAAUUCGCAUUUCAUAAAUGUAUUUCUGGUGUUUUAUUUCGAUUUCUU